Molecule: messenger RNA, 951 nt
Organism: Caenorhabditis briggsae
Lineage: Eukaryota; Metazoa; Nematoda; Chromadorea; Rhabditida; Rhabditidae
Exons: 3
Coding region: 1-951 (316 amino acids)
Molecular function (GO): DNA binding
Source: RefSeq, a predicted model, not a curated record
AUGCCGCGUCCAAAGAAGAACUUAGUGGAAGCAGCUAGUGCAAAAGGUACACAUGCUGAUUUAAUCACUAGAACUUCAACAGUGGAUUCUGCGGAAGCUGAUGCAACUGGUGAUGAGCAUCCGAAGAUAGCGGUAACUGAAGGCAGCGGUGACUCCAGUGAUGUCGUCUCAGCAGCAUCAGCACAGAAGCCGAGAGGCAGAGGCCGCCCAAAGCAGGUGAAACCCGUUGCUGGAGACACUACUGAAGAGCAGUAUGAACCAACUAAAGAGGAGAAAAGGGGUAGAGGAAGAGGCAAGAUCCCUUCACAGGCCGAAGACGUUUCCGACGAGACCAAUCCUCGUGGACGAGCCAAGAAGACUGAAAACGAAGGAGAUAACAUCGUCGAUAGUGAAGAAACCGGCAAGAACGUUGCAACUCCGAAGUCUGCUAAGAGAGGUCGUCCAAAAAAGACUACACAAAUCGAAGAUACCAAUAGCGAAGAUAGAAAUCCUUCCACGGAAGAGGUUCCGAAUGUCGGAACAAGCAAAAAAGGAAGGGCGCGCAAGAUCACUACUUCAUCAGAGGUUGACGCGAGACCAGCUACCCCAACCGACGCAGCUGAUGCUGUUGCUGAUGGGAAAAAGGGACGUGGCCGCACUAAGAAAGACGUUACCUCGACUUCAAAGCAAAAUGACACUGAGGAGAAGAAGCAUGGUGAUGAACCAAAGAAAAGAGGUCGUCCAAAGAAAGUUGUGGAGAAAACAUCAGGCGGUAGCGAUAAUGAAGGUUCGUUUAAUCGGGAAAUAGGUAUUUGUUGGGUGUAUUAUAUUAGAGAUAAAACCACAUUUGAAAAGUAUGUUCAACCUUGUAUUAUCUUUUCAGCUGCACCGUCGACUUCACGCAACGAGAGAAAACGAAAGGACGAAGCCUCACAAUCACAAGUUGCUAAAAAGUCUUCAAAGCAAACUUAG